Molecule: messenger RNA, 4312 nt
Organism: Phacochoerus africanus (Common warthog)
Lineage: Eukaryota; Metazoa; Chordata; Mammalia; Artiodactyla; Suidae
Gene: MDGA1
Product: MAM domain containing glycosylphosphatidylinositol anchor 1
Exons: 17
Coding region: 1183-4050 (955 amino acids)
Biological process (GO): synapse organization; homophilic cell-cell adhesion
Cellular component (GO): plasma membrane; axon; neuronal cell body
Molecular function (GO): axon guidance receptor activity; protein binding
Source: RefSeq, a predicted model, not a curated record
GGAGAGCGAGAGACCGAACGAGGAGACGCGAGGAGGAGGGAGGAGAGAGGGAGGCGUGUGGGGCGGGGUGGGGGGAGAGCGCGGAAUGAAAAGCUCGGAGGAGGGGGAAAGCAGCACAGCGGAGCCCAAGUUGCCGAGCGAGCGGAGUGCUCCCGCGGCCCGGAGCCCAGCGGCCGCCGCGCCCGGGAGCCCGGCCCGGCCCCGCCUGCUCUGGGCCCCCGCUGGCGGAGGCCGCCGGGCGGGGGCGGGGACGAUCAACUUGGGGCGCGGCGCAGUCCGGUUUUCCCGAGAGCGCCGAGCCCGGGAGAGCCUCGGGCCGCGUCCAGACGGCGGGAGCGGAGCGCGACGAGCGGAGGAGGCGAGCGGCUCCCGCGCCGCAGCCCCGGCCUCGGCAAGAGCGCGAAUAUUUUUCAAACGACUCAAACUUUCCUUCUUUCCCCGCGUUCUGGGGUCUCUCUUGAAUGGAAUUGCUCUCCUGAGUCCCGCGGGGCGCCAGGGCGCGAUCGCUCCCCGAGGUUCCUCGGUGGCUGGGCUAACUUCGCGGACUCGGGACCCGUGGCUCUAGCCCCUCGGCGGAGCCCAGCCCUUCUCCCGUGCUCAGGAGGGCCAAAGCCGGGGCUUUUUGCCUCCGAGAGGACGCCCAACCCGGCCCCCUUGGGCCAGGCCGUUGAGCCCCCAGCACCAGCCGCAGGACUGGAGACAGCGGAUUAACCCGAGAGGAGCCCGGGCCUCCCCGCCCCCGCUCCGCUGAGGGGCGUCCCCUGGGCGGGGAAACGACAAGUUUGUCAGUCGUCGGUGGCCUGUUGGAUCCAAGAGCCUCCGCCCCUGCAGAGGGGUCCCUGGCGCCCAGAACACCGAGCAGACACUCCUGGAACCCGGGGAGGCUCGGCAGCCGGGCUCCGUGGGCUGGGGCGCUGGCUGCUGCGCCGGGAGCGCGGAGGCACCCGGGGCCGGGCCAGCGCCCCCUGCGUCCCCACGCGGGCAGCGGCCCCGCCAGAGGAGAAACCCGGCUCGCCGCCACCGCCGCCUCCUUAGUCUCCCGGUCUCCAUCGCUGGGGCCGCCUACUCCGUCGCCUCUCCGGGAACGGGAGACGCAAGGGGCAUCGCGGGGCCCCGGCGGAUGCGCCCCCCGCCGCCUCUCGGGCUGCGCCGCCUCGCGGGGAUGAAGCACCGGCCGUGAAGAUGGAGGUGACCUGCCUUCUACUUCUGGCGCUAAUCCCCUUUCACUGCCGGGGACAAGGAGUCUACGCUCCAGCCCAGGCUCAAAUCAUACACGCAGGCCAGGCGUGCGUGGUGAAAGAGGACAACAUCAGCGAGCGUGUCUACACCAUCCGGGAGGGGGACACCCUGGUGCUGCAGUGCCUGGUCACCGGGCACCCUCGGCCCCAGGUGCGUUGGACCAAGACUGCGGGCAGUGCAUCGGACAAGUUCCAGGAGACGUCGGUGUUCAACGAGACGCUGCGCAUUGAGCGCAUCGCGCGCACGCAGGGCGGCCGCUACUACUGCAAGGCUGAGAACGGCGUGGGUGUGCCCGCCAUCAAGUCCAUCCGGGUGGACGUGCAGUACCUGGACGAGCCCGUGCUGACGGUGCACCAGACCGUGAGCGAUGUUCGAGGCAACUUCUACCAGGAGAAGACGGUGUUCCUGCGCUGCACUGUCAACUCCAACCCACCUGCCCGCUUCAUCUGGAAGCGGGGCUCCGACACCCUGUCUCACAGCCAGGACAACGGGGUGGACAUCUAUGAGCCCCUCUACACCCAGGGGGAGACCAAGGUCCUGAAGCUGAAGAACCUGCGGCCCCAGGACUAUGCCAGCUACACCUGCCAGGUGUCUGUACGCAACGUGUGCGGCAUCCCGGACAAGGCUGUCACCUUCCGGCUCACCAACACCACGGCACCACCAGCCCUGAAGCUGUCUGUGAAUGAAACUCUGGUGGUGAACCCCGGGGAGAAUGUGACCGUACAGUGUCUGCUGACAGGCGGUGACCCCCUGCCCCAGCUGCAGUGGUCUCAUGGACCAGGCCCGCUGCCUCUGGGUGCCCUGGCCCAGGGUGGCACCCUCAGCAUCCCUUCAGUGCAGGCCCGCGACUCUGGCUACUACAAUUGCACAGCCACCAACAAUGUGGGCAACCCGGCCAAGAAGACUGUCAACCUCCUGGUGCGAUCAAUGAAGAACGCCACAUUCCAGAUCACUCCAGAUGUGAUCAAAGAGAGCGAGAACAUACAGCUGGGCCAGGACCUGAAGCUGUCAUGCCAUGUGGAUGCAGUGCCCCAGGAGAAGGUGACCUACCAAUGGUUCAAGAAUGGCAAGCCAGCACGCAUGUCCAAGAGGCUGCUGGUGACCCGCAAUGACCCCGAGUUGCCCGCCGUCACCAGCAGCCUGGAGCUCAUUGACCUGCACUUCAGUGACUACGGCACCUACCUUUGUGUGGCUUCCUUCCCGGGGGCACCUGUGCCUGACCUGAGCGUCGAGGUCAACAUCUCCUCUGAGACAGUGCCACCCACCAUCAGCGUGCCCAAGGGCAGAGCGGUGGUGACUGUGCGCGAGGGCUCGCCGGCCGAGCUGCAGUGCGAGGUUCGAGGCAAGCCGCGGCCGCCCGUGCUGUGGUCCCGCGUGGACAAGGAGGCUGCAUUGCUGCCCUCCGGGCUGCCCCUGGAGGAGACCUCGGACGGGAAGCUGCGGCUGGAGCGCGUGAGCCGAGACAUGAGUGGGACCUACCGCUGCCAGACAGCUCGCUAUAAUGGUUUCAACGUGCGCCCCCGCGAGGCCCAGGUGCAGCUGAACGUGCAGUUCCCGCCAGAGGUGGAGCCCGGUUCCCAGGAUGUGCGCCAGGCGCUGGGCCGGCCAGUGCUCCUGCGCUGCUCGCUGCUUCGAGGCAGCCCUCAGCGCAUCGCCUCGGCUGUAUGGCGCUUCAAAGGGCAGCUGUUGCCUCCGCCGCCUGCCAUUCCCAUCGCCGCCGAGGCCCCCGACCACUCCGAGCUGCGCCUCGACGCGGUCACCCGCGACAGCAGUGGCAGCUACGAGUGCAGCGUCUCCAACGACGUGGGCUCUGCUGUCUGCCUGUUCCAGGUCUCGGCCAAAGCCUACAGCCCGGAGUUUUACUUCGACACCCCCAACCCCACCCGCAGCCACAAGCUGUCUAAGAAUUACUCGUACGUGCUGCAGUGGACCCAGAGGGAGCCCGAUGCUGUUGAUCCUGUGCUCAACUACAGACUCAGUGUCCGCCAGUUGAAUCAGCACAACGCCAUGGUGAAGGCCAUCCCGGUGCGGCGUGUGGAGAAGGGGCAGCUGCUGGAGUACAUCCUGACCGACCUCCGUGUGCCCCACAGCUACGAGGUCCGCCUCACGCCCUACACCACUUUUGGGGCCGGAGAUAUGGCCUCCCGUAUCAUCCACUACACGGAGCCCGUCAACUCUCCCAACCUGUCAGACAACACUUGCCACUUUGAGGAUGAGAAGAUCUGUGGCUACACCCAGGACCUGACAGACAACUUUGACUGGACCCGGCAGAACGCCCUCACCCAGAACCCCAAGCGCUCCCCCAACACGGGUCCCCCCACUGACAUAAGUGGCACCCCUGAGGGCUACUACAUGUUCAUUGAGACAUCAAGGCCUCGGGAGUUGGGGGACCGUGCGAGGUUGGUGAGUCCCCUGUACAACGCCAGUGCCAAGUUCUACUGCGUCUCCUUCUUUUACCACAUGUACGGGAAACACAUUGGCUCCCUCAACCUCCUGGUGCGGUCCCGGAACAAAGGGGCCCUGGACACACAUGCUUGGUCCCUCAGUGGCAAUAAGGGCAACGUGUGGCAGCAGGCGCAUGUGCCCAUUAACCCCAGCGGGCCCUUCCAGAUUAUUUUUGAGGGGGUUCGAGGCUCGGGCUACUUGGGGGACAUCGCCAUAGAUGACGUCACACUGAAGAAGGGAGAGUGUCCCAGGAAGCAGAUGGAUCCCAAUAAAGUGGUGGUGAUGCCGGGCAGUGGAGCCCCCUGCCAGCCCUGCCCGCAACUCUGGGGGUCCAUGGCCAUCUUCCUCUUGGUGUGGCAAAGAUGAUGAGAGCUUCCUGGCUCCCCGCCCCGCCCCCGGCACACCAAAGUGUCCGCAUCGUACCAAAGACUGACCCCCCGCCAGCCGGGGUGCCAAGGGGCAGGGUUGCCUGCCAGGGAGGGGGCCUGAAUUGGCUGCGAGGACGUGCAGAUCACAAGGACAGAGGCCCCGCACCGAGGCCCCGGAGGCGGUCGUUCGACACAUGCGCACACACUCACACACCCACACUCACACACAGAGAUAUAUUAAAGCACAAGUUUCUAUCCGA